GUCACAUUCCACGCAUUCGGCCCUUGCAAUCUGACCUGAUUUCAGAUUAAAUUAGUGAAAAUUAAAUAAAAUAAAUUAAACAUGAACGUGGACCCGCGUCGCAAAGAUAAGAUUAACCGGUACAAGGCGCCCAAGAACCAAGGGCAAAGUGGCGGUGCCAACGAGGAUAUGAUGCCGGAUUACAUGAAUAUACUGGGCAUGAUUUUCUCAAUGUGUGGUCUGAUGAUGAAGCUGAAAUGGUGUGCCUGGUUUGCACUGUACUGCUCGUGCAUCAGUUUCGCCAGUUCCAGGGCCAGCGACGACGCCAAGCAAGUGCUCUCCUCCUUCAUGCUGAGUGUCAGCGCUGUGGUGAUGUCCUACCUCCAGAAUCCGGCUGCCAUGACCCCGCCCUGGGCUUCCUAGCAUUGAAUAUAAGUACUGAUUCCGAAACCUAUUCUAGUGUAGAUGAAGGUGUAAACUUUAUUGCGUUCCGAAAGGGAUUAAAGAGGGAUUAUAUGAA
Drosophila eugracilis is the source of this 499-nucleotide messenger RNA. RefSeq names its product protein Asterix. The record is from RefSeq and is a predicted model, not a curated record. The transcript is spliced from 2 exons. Gene Ontology annotation, cellular component: endoplasmic reticulum membrane. Gene Ontology annotation, molecular function: protein folding chaperone. Lineage: Eukaryota; Metazoa; Arthropoda; Insecta; Diptera; Drosophilidae. Gene Ontology annotation, biological process: protein insertion into ER membrane. Bases 82 to 402 code for a protein of 106 amino acids.